CCAUCUUAUACGCACUCAUUGCCAUCCAAGCGGGCAACCAAGCAGAAACUAUCAAGCGUCUUCGUGGAGAGCUGGCUCGAUAGAGUGAAAUGCAUAGCAGAAUACAUUUUACUCUGAUACUAGUAUUGUUCGAAACUGUCAUUGCUCCAUUCGAUCUCUCACUUGAUGAUCACUUUGGAAGAGUUUAUUUAGCGUCGAUUACACUGCCUUCCAAUCCAUCGUUAUCAAAAUCGGAAAAACUGAAGAAAUGUCAUCAACUAGACAACGUGAAAAAUAAACCUUUGGAAGACCAAGUUUGUGAGCGUAUCGUCAAAUUCAAUGAUUGGGCAAGCAUAAGAAUAGAGACAGCUAGCGAAAAGGUACGGAAGGCUUACGAGAUGACACAUGACUGGAAAAAAUUCAAGCAACCAAUAUCACCUGAAGAACACAUGAAACAGCGUGAUAAUGUGAUCAAAGCUCUAGAUGAUGCUGAGAAAAAGGAACUAUCGGAGCUAGAAGGGCGUAUUAAGAGGAGACUGGGUGAAGACUCGUUGCUUUUGACCCAUCGAUUUAUGACCAUACCUCAGAUUAGAUCCGCCUGAUCAGGAUUGUAUAUCAAAGUGUAACGUGUCGUAUGAGCAUGCGAAGGAUACGUUAGUCCCCUUGUUACUUUUCUAUUGUUGCAAAUUUGCUGCACUUUUUCGAAAUCUUUGAAAGUUCGAUUCAACAAUUGACAUUUUUUGUUUAAGUACAUAUCCUAAGAGGAUCAACAUCAAGUAAACGCAGAAAGUCAAUUUAGUUGCAGAUCUCGAUGUUUGUUGUUUGGCUGUUAUUUUUAUAUCAUGCCGC
Molecule: messenger RNA, 828 nt
Organism: Cylicocyclus nassatus
Lineage: Eukaryota; Metazoa; Nematoda; Chromadorea; Rhabditida; Strongylidae
Source: the annotation of a GenBank genome assembly